UGAGUAACCCAAAGUAUUAUUGGCCAAACGCCACACUUGUCUAUCACAUCACAAAUGAAUUUUCUUCUGCCGAAAUCGAGAAAAUCAAGAAGGCCAUGUCAGAUAUAUCGAAGAGAACCUGUGUGACUUUUCGUGAAACCUUCCAUCCCACUGAACCCCAGGUGACUAUACAACGCAAGUACGAUUCAUGCGUAGCUCACGUGGGCUAUCAAAAUGGAACACAAAUUCUUAACCUGGCCGUGGACUGCAUGGCUUCGGGCAGGAUAAAACAUGAGCUGCUCCAUGCUCUUGGCUUUGUGCACAUGCAUUGUGACCCGAGGCGGGAUAACUAUGUGAAAAUCCUCGAAGAAAACAUCAUCGAAGGACAAGAGUACAAUUUUGAAAAGUACCCAGCCACUGAAAUCACAGAUUUGGGUCUGGAAUAUGAUUAUGGUAGUAUUAUGCACUAUAGCACAACAGAAUUCACAAAAAAUGGUUUACCGACUAUGAUUCCUCUGCAACCUGGCGUUAGAAUUGGACAGCUUGAUGGCUUAAGUCCUAAGGAUUUCCAGAAAAUAGCUCGAGUAUACUGCCAGAAAAAGAACAACAACAACAAUGCAAUUUAAAAUUUAUAUA
Messenger RNA from Drosophila busckii, 615 nucleotides. RefSeq names its product zinc metalloproteinase nas-14. NCBI's taxonomy places the organism in Eukaryota, Metazoa, Arthropoda, Insecta, Diptera, Drosophilidae. Gene Ontology annotation, molecular function: metalloendopeptidase activity; zinc ion binding. The transcript is spliced from 2 exons. The record is from RefSeq and is a predicted model, not a curated record. Gene Ontology annotation, biological process: proteolysis. The coding region runs from base 96 to 605 and encodes 169 amino acids.